GUCCAAAAACACUUCAUAUAUAAGCUGAUCCAUUAUCUAGCAUUAUUAUUGCUUUAUUAGCUAUAGGUGUUUUCUAGGUGAUCAUGGACCUAAUCACAAACAUGGUAACUGAAAAGCCUGUGGUGAUCUUCAGCAAGAGCACAUGCUGCAUGAGCCACUCCAUCAAGUCACUGAUACUUAGCUUUGGCGCAAGCCCCACAGUUUAUGAGCUUGAUGAAAUGACAAAUGGCCAACAGAUUGAAAGGGAACUGCUUCAAAUGGGGUGUCAGCCAAGUGUACCAGCUGUGUUUAUAGGACAGCAAUUUAUUGGUGGCCCCCAAAGUGUCACGAGUCUGCAUAUUCGGAAUGAGUUAGCACCACUGCUGCUCUAAAUAAUUAAUAUGCCAGGGCUAUAUGGAUUCGAACCAAAAGUAAUUAAUUUCUACUAAAUAAAAAGAUUUUGAACUCUGGCUAUCUGGUUAUAUACAUGCCUUUGUUCUCUUACUAAAAUAAAGUCACAAUGCGUGGUCCAUCUCA
Messenger RNA from Glycine soja, 516 nucleotides. Its product is annotated as monothiol glutaredoxin-S6-like. The coding region runs from base 84 to 371 and encodes 95 amino acids. NCBI's taxonomy places the organism in Eukaryota, Viridiplantae, Streptophyta, Magnoliopsida, Fabales, Fabaceae. The record is from RefSeq and is a predicted model, not a curated record. The transcript has a single exon.